AUGUUAAAACGAAAAGUAAAAACAAACUUCAACAUUGUGAAAGUAGCACCUAUUGAUAGCUCAAUGGAGCAGAACAAUAAAAACAUUAAAGGGACGAAUUCUUCACCUACAAAAAGUGAAGAUGAUGUAACUAGAAAGUCGAUUUUUACCGAAUUUGCUGAAACCACCACUGCUCAUGGCUUCUCCAAUAUAGUGCUAACAGGUGCGCUUUCAAUCAAGACUAUUUGGAUUUUUGUCAUUAUUGGAUGUCAGAUUGGUUUAUUGUUUCAAGUCAUUCCUCUUGUUACUACGUACUUAAACAAGCCAGUCAGUCAAACUUUAACAAUGAAACAAUUUGAGAAUCUCACCUUUCCAGUCGUCACCAUUUGCAAUUCAAAUAUGGUCAAGUUUUCAAUGUAUUAUAAUAUAUCCUUUGAUGCUAACGAAACUUCUUCUUCUGAAUACGAUUCUUCUGAGACUGAAAUGGAGACGGACUCGGAGUUCUUAGCUACUAGCACAAGGGAUGAUACCUUUCAUAAGGAAAUGGCUAUUCUUGCUUUAUCUGAAGGCGAAGGAAUAUCCAAAUAUGGCCACGCUUUUGAUGAUAUGGUAAUAAAAUGCAAAUGGAAAAAAAUUUACAAUUGCAACAAAAGAAAAUUCUGGCGUCACUUUUGGCACUGGCGACAUGGGAAUUGUUUUUCUUUCAACACUGGUAAUAUAUCACGACAAGUAACUAAAGCCGGUGCCUAUGAAGGACUUUCUCUGAAGAUAAAUUUGCAGGAAGAUGAAUUUCUUAGCAACACGGAAUCUGCUGGAUUAAUCCUCCACGUGGGAGAAAAAGGUAGAUACAUUGACUUAGAGUCAGAGGGAUAUAAUAUUUCUCCUGGUUCCGUGUACUCUGCUAUAAUUCACCAAACGCAAACGCGAAGAGUCGAUCCAUUUAACAACUUAAGCUGUAUACCUCAUUAUAGCAUGAAUCUAGGUGAAUUUCCGAAUGGCAUACGCGAUGUUGAUAAAUAUUCUACUGAGUUGUGCUUUAAAGUUUGUGCGUCAAAAGAAAUGAUAAGACAGUGUAAUUGUACAAGUUAUACCGUCCCUUCUCUUUCCAGCUUAAAUAUUUGUAAUAGCUCGCACGAGACUCAAUGCGCAACUGAGAUUCAAAAAGCUGUGACUAAUAAAUCCAUGACAUGCGCUAAAGACUGCAGGUUACCAUGUGAACAUAUGUCUUUUACACUUGACAUCACUGGAAGCCGUUACUCAAAACAGGUAUUUCAGAAAGCGGAUACGUUGAGCAUAAAUAUGAACUUUAACAAAUUUGAAUUGUUCGUUGUAGAAGAAAAUGUGCCUUAUAAAAUUGAGAAUUUACUUUCUGAUAUCGGAGGUCAGCUCGGCUUAUGGUCAGGAUUUUCUGUUGUGACAUGUGUUGAGGUUAUAUUUCUUUUUGUUCAUGCAUUUGACGCGUUCAUAAAGAAGUGCAGGAGUUUGUUAUCGCAAGAAUUUAUUUUGACUCUAGAAGGUUGUGCUUAUAUCUCGGAGAUCGCACUUUAUAACCUGUCCCCAUUACAAAGGAGUGUACAUAAGGGCCAAAAAUCAGGAGAUUUAGCUAUACCUCUACCUCCCUCUGAGUUAAAAGAGUUAAUAUUCCGUUGUUGUGGUCAGGAUAGCAGCACCACAGUGUUAACGCAGGUAAAUACAACUAUGCAAGUAAGACUCUAG
Hydractinia symbiolongicarpus is the source of this 1695-nucleotide messenger RNA. Its product is annotated as acid-sensing ion channel 2-like. Bases 1 to 1695 code for a protein of 564 amino acids. Gene Ontology annotation, molecular function: ligand-gated sodium channel activity. The transcript is spliced from 4 exons. Gene Ontology annotation, biological process: sodium ion transmembrane transport. Lineage: Eukaryota; Metazoa; Cnidaria; Hydrozoa; Anthoathecata; Hydractiniidae. The record is from RefSeq and is a predicted model, not a curated record. Gene Ontology annotation, cellular component: membrane.